AUGCCGAAGGAUCCCAAGCUAGUCGAGUGGAACGGCCCCGAUGAUCCUGAGAAUCCACAGAACUUUUCUCCAUCCAAGAAAUGGCUUAUCACCGUGUUGUUCAGCUCGAUGACAACGUGGGUGACCUUUUCCAGUAGCGUUUUCAGCGCUGCUGUCGAAGUUACCGCAAAGGAAUACCACGUUUCCAACGAGGUGACGACCUUAGGAACGAGCUUAACCCUUCUGGGAUUUGCCCUUGGUCCGUUAAUUUGGGGCCCCAUGUCCGAGCUCUACGGCCCCUUCAAGCCACUAUAUCUCGGAUAUGCCGUUUUCGUAAUUCUCCAGAUCCCAGUUGCGGUAGCUCAGAAUCUAGAGACGAUUCUAGUAUGUCGCUUUCUCGUUGGCUUUUUUGGAACCUCUCCAUUGGCCGCCGUCGGCGGCGCAUUCGUCGACUUCUGGGGCCCCUUGGAUCGAGCUAUGGCCGUUUGCUUGUAUGCCGCUGCCACCUUUGUCGGACCGAUUUUCGGACCUAUUAUGUCUUUCCUGACACCUCGACACCAUGCAUUGGUGGAGCCUCACAGUGGUGGAUUUCUAGUCGACUCCCAUCUUGGGUGGCGUUGGACGGCGUGGAUUACUAUGAUUGCGUCUUCAUUCUUCGGUAUCAUAGCGUUCUUCAUCACACCAGAAACGUACCAUCCGGUUCUACUGCACCAGCGGGCAGCGAAAUUAAGGACUGACAGGAAUGACCCGGCCUAUUAUUCCCUGCUCGAUAGGAGUGCGCCGACCUUUCGAGACGUCUUAACCAAAUACCUCUUUCGGCCAUUCCAGAUGCCUGCGAUGAAGCCAAUACUCGUCUGUUUCACUAUCUACAUCUCUCUUAUCUAUGGCGUGAUGGUGGGCAUCAUUAUUGGUGGUAUCUUUAUUACUAUCACAACUAAGACUUACUACGCUCGGAAAUUGCACGGCGGUGCGGUCCGACCCGAAGACCGUCUUCCUUCUAUGAUACCCAUGGGGGUACUCUUUCCUGCGGGGCUGUUCUGGUUUGCCUGGACCUCGAAUAGCUCGGUCCCUUGGCCGGUGCAAGUGGUUGCAGAGAUCCCUACUGGUGCAGGCAUUCUCGUCAUCUGGUUGCAGGGACUGAAUUAUCUGAUGGACGUAUACUUCAUGUUUGCUAACUCAGCACUCUCAGCAAAUACACUGGUACAUAGUACGGUGGGGGGAGCAUUCCCACUCUUUGCUACGUACAUGUAUGAUACACUGGGAGUGGCUUGGGCUACCUCCCUGUUAGGGUUCCUCAGCGUCGCGAUGAUUCCGAUCCCGUUUGUGUUUUACUUCUACGGGCCUAGGAUCCGGGCUCUGAGCCGAUACACUCCCAAGUUGUAA
Molecule: messenger RNA, 1362 nt
Organism: Penicillium cataractarum
Lineage: Eukaryota; Fungi; Ascomycota; Eurotiomycetes; Eurotiales; Aspergillaceae
Product: MFS transporter
Exons: 4
Coding region: 1-1362 (453 amino acids)
Biological process (GO): transmembrane transport
Molecular function (GO): transmembrane transporter activity
Source: RefSeq, a predicted model, not a curated record